Medioppia subpectinata is the source of this 2172-nucleotide messenger RNA. The record is from the annotation of a GenBank genome assembly. NCBI's taxonomy places the organism in Eukaryota, Metazoa, Arthropoda, Arachnida, Sarcoptiformes, Oppiidae.
UUAUGGCUUAUGGAGUAUACGGUGGGAGUUGUGCCCCAAAUAUCGUCACUCAACGUACAGUGCGAUCGCACGGGAAUGAGAGUUGCCGUCAAUUUUGACACUCCUUUUAAUGGCAUAAUCUUCUCGAAAGGACACUAUGCGGACCUCGGAUGCCGAUACCUAACCCCAAGGAGUUCGAGGACUAGUAUCGCAUUUUUCAUUCCGUCAACAAAUUGCGGAACAGUUCAGACAAGUCUCAGAAGAGACGGUUCGUUGGGGUUUAAAAAUGUAAUUAUCAUACAAAAUGAUCCCGAAUAUCAAGAGGUGUGGGAUAUGGCCCGUAAAAUAAGCUGCGAUUGGGUCACAAGGAUUGAUAAGUACGUGACUUUUGCUCCGUUUGGUGUCGACGUGUUGAACGUGAAAGAGCUCACAUUUCCCGGCGAUACCGUUGACUGUUGGAUGGAAAUACAGAGGGGUGGCGGACCCUUCGCGCCCCCCAUCACAGGCAUUGUACCCAUCGGUCAAACAAUCACUAUUGUUAUAUACAUCAAAGACCGGGACUCGACGUUUGACGUUCAAGUGAAAGACUGUUACGCUUACGACAGCCCACAGUAUAAUAAUCCCGGCGUCAGAGCAAUACAAUUGACUGAUACGAGGGGUUGUGUUGUCAAAGAGAAACUGAUCCGCGGUUUCUAUCGGACGAGAGAUGUCCGCAAUUCGGGCGCAACUAUUAUAGCCUACGGAGUGGUCAACGCUUUUAAAUUUCCCGAAGCUAUGGAUGUAUUCCUGGCGUGUAAUGUGGAGGUAUGCAAAGGCGGUUGCGAUAACCCGUGUCAGCCCGAAGUGGAGGUCGCCGGCGGUGAAGGCGGUGACGACCAGUCGAGCGCCCGACCAUUCACUACACCCUCUAGUGUUGAACGGCCUGUUGAGGAAGAGAGCACUACUCCGACCAUCGACUCGACCACUGAAUCCAAUACAGAGGACUCUGACGAUGACUCCGAUGAUAAAGAUUCAGAGAGUGAGAGCACCGGUAGUGACAAACAUAAGACUACAACUGAAAAGACGACCGAAACAGACAAAGAAGAAUCAGAUAAAGACACAGAAAUGGAACCUAAUUCUAACGACAAGAGCUCAACAACUCCUCCAUCAGAGUCUGCGGCCAACGAAGACGAAGAGGAGGAUAAAAGCGCUGCCCUUUCUAUUCGUGUGCCAACAGUUGUGGCAAAAAAUCCAAGGCCCAAACCAUCGAAUAGACGAAAUAAUGCAAAACUAAACGCCAGACAAAGACCUAAACAGAAAUCAAAGACAAGAAAUAGUAGUAAAACAAAAAAGAGUCAAAAAUUGACGACAACUUCUCGAACGAACCGACGUAUUAUAUCACCGCUUGAAGACAUCGAUGACCAGGACUUACAUUUCUGGCAAAAGCCUACACAACAAGACAAUCGCAAAAUCUGUUUCUCAGCUCUCAGUCUAUUUGUUUCGAGUAUAGCUCUCAUCAGUUUAGCCACACUUUUCACAGCGAAUAACAUGUAUAUUAAUGGUGCAAAUAAUGUGUUGGUUAGGUACGUGCAACCGGACCAGUCGGCCACUAACGCCGAGUUCUCCAUUCCGGUCGAUAAGUGCGGCACAAAAACGCAAGACAUCGACGGCGAAGACGGCACACCACCGAAGAGGGGCUUCGAGAAUAUAGUGGUGUUUCAAAACGACCCGACGUAUCAGGAGGUGUUUGACCAUGCUAGAAUGAUUGUGUGCAGGUAUACACUCGACGACGACUUCGAGCUCAAAGAGAAACGCGUGGUCUUCAAGCCGGUCGUGAUCGACAUGUUGGACGUCGUCAGCAUUCCGGUGAGAGAAGCGGACGGCGAGCAGACACGAGUCGACUGUUGGAUGGAAAUAACGAAGGGUCGGUUCCCAUUGACCAGUCCUAUCGACAAUGCGGUCAAAGUGGGCAGUCCUUUGACUUUAGCUAUUUUUGUGAGAGACCCCCGAAAGAGGACUGAUUUACGCGUAAAGGAUUGUUACGCCUACGAUGACCCGCAAGUGGCAGAGAGUAACGGACCCGCAUUACUACAACUCACCGACUUUGACGGCUGUCCCACAAAACCCAAAUUAAUAGAGGUUUGGCGGCGAACCCAUGACGCCGGACCCACCGGUGCCACUAUUAUUGCCUUCACGACAGUCACCGUAAGAUGA